Messenger RNA from Saccostrea echinata, 1053 nucleotides. Its product is annotated as serine/threonine-protein phosphatase 6 regulatory ankyrin repeat subunit C-like. Gene Ontology annotation, biological process: intracellular signal transduction. The transcript has 4 exons. The record is from RefSeq and is a predicted model, not a curated record. The coding region runs from base 1 to 1038 and encodes 345 amino acids. Lineage: Eukaryota; Metazoa; Mollusca; Bivalvia; Ostreida; Ostreidae. Gene Ontology annotation, molecular function: protein binding.
AUGUUUCCUGUACACACAGCCAUGACAACAUGCACAACCCAAUUUUUUGAUGCUCUGACAAAUAAAGACCACGACAAGAUUUUGGAAUUAACUUCAAAUGGAUUGUUAAAAAUGAAAAAGAAGUUUAACUAUCGAAAAAAGAAUGGACCUCAUGAAGCUGAUGAAAUGUCAGCCCUCUUACUUACAAUCAAGUACUGUUACCGUAAAGAUAUCAUUGAGAAAAUGAUUGCAUCAGGAGCCAAUGUAAACGCCACUGGAUAUGAAUACUUGUAUCGUAAUCUCAGCAGAAAGCGGCUGGUAACUCCCCUAUAUCUAGCGGUUAACAGAAGCUGUAACAAAGAACUUCUCAAGUGUCUGAUAUCUGCAGGGGCAGAUUUGAACAAAUUCUCUGGUCAAAUAACAGAAAAUGAAGAGGAAGGAGGAAGCAUGGUGAUGGAUUCCCAAUCCGCCAGUCUGAACUUUGCUCUCCAUUCUCAGUACUAUGAUGCAGAGGUGAUAGACAUCUUACUAGAGAAUGGAGCAGAUCUCAAUAUCAAGAACGAUUCUUCAUUGCUUCCACUACAAAUAGCUACAUUAUAUAAUUACAGUGAUGCAGUUUUAUCACUUGUACGAUACGGUGCAAGUACCAGUCCUUCGUCCUACUCUGAAUAUUCUCCCCUUGCUCUGCUGUUAGAUUCGGCAGAGUUACUUUCUCCUGAUGAUGAACUCUCUUCAGAGGGCCGUGCAGAAAAGCGCUUUAACUUGUUAAGGUGUGUCCAAAUUCUUCUGAAUGGUGGAUACGAUGUGCUCUGUGACACUGAAAUGCAGGAUUUGUGCCAAAAAAGCAAAUGUGGUGAAGAAAUGGAUGAUAUUCUGUUAGAAGUGGCUAAAAUUAUAACUGCCUGGGUGUAUCAACCUAAAGAUCUGAAAGUUUUAUGUAGACUGAAAAUUCGUCAUAAUCUUCAGGUUGUUCAGACAGCAUGUAACCCAAAAAUACUUAACAAAUUACCUCUACCUAAAGCUUUAAUUAAUUAUUUGAAUUUGAGUGAUUUUGAUUAAAGUACUUUUCACUUA